AUGGGGGGUCCUCCCCGCCCCAGCUCGCGCCCGGCUCGCCCCUCUCCCGGCCUCCGUGGGAGUCACGAGCACAGGGUCCUAGAGCCAGGCCGGCGUCCGUGGGAGGCAAACCCGGCCGACUUCGGUGGGCUGCAGGCGGCGCGGGGCGGGAGGCGGGCGGCGACCCCCGAUGGCGUCCCCGCGCCCCCCGAUGGCGUCCCCGCGCCCCCCGAUGGCGUCCCCGCGCCCCCCCAUGGCGUCCCCGCGCCCCCCGAUGGCGUCCCCGCGCCCCCCGAGGGCGUCCCCGAGCCCCCCGAGGGCGCCCCCGCGCCCCCCGAUGGCGUCCCCGCGCCCCCUGAUGGCGUCCCCGAGCCCCCCGAGGGCGCCCCCGAGCCCCCCGAGGGCGUCCCCGCGCCCCCCCAUGGCGUCCCCGCGCCCCCCGAGGGCGCUCCCGAGCCCCCCGAUGGCGUCCCCGCGCCCCCCCAUGGCGUCCCCGCGCCCCCCGGACGGCGCCCCCGCGCCCCCCGAUGGCGUCCCCGCGCCCCCCGGACGGCGCCCCCGCGCCCCCCGAUGGCGUCCCCGCGCCCCCCGGACGGCGCCCCCGCGCUCCCCGAAGCAGAUGCCCACCCUGCCCUGGCUGCGGGGUGCACUGGGCUGCCAGACGCUCCCAGGCCGAGGUACCGAUUCAGCCGUUUGCACCUGCCCCGCGGGGUGGUCUGCGGGUCACCCCGGCUGCAGACCGACUAUGAACGCCAGGCCCGGCCCCUGGGAGCAGGGUGCACCUGCCUGGCCUUGCUGGCCUCCACCGCCAUCCUCCGGGGCAUCUCUGAGAAACACGGGGCGGAGGAGGCUGCCGGCCCCGGUGCAGGGGGAUGCUGCUGGGCCUCGGGGGCAGAGGCCAGGCGCGGCUCGGAGCCCGCAGCUCCGCGGCUCCCGCGUCAGGAGGCCGAGGCGGAGACCCCGGGCCCCGGCCCGGAGCGCGCGGCCGCCCCGCUCCCUCCCGAGGGCCGGGCCCGGGUCCCCGCGCCCCGCAGGCCUGGGCGCCGGCGGGUGAACGCAGUACCGGGCUCCAGGUCACCGCGUCCAAGUCACGGUGCGCGCAGCACCCGCUCCAGGUCACCGCGUCCAAGUCACGGUGCGCGCGGCGCCCGGCUCCAAUCCACCGUGCGCGCGGCGCCCGGCUCCAACUCACGGUGCGCGCAGCGCCCGGCCCGGCGCACCCCUCGCCCUCCUCGGCUCUCCGGGCCCCGUCCCCGUCCCCGGGCCGCGUGCCCCGGAGCCCGGCUGCGCGGGGAGGACGGGAACCGGGGCCGCGCCGGCAGAAGCACGCCGGGCCUCGGCCGCGCCGCGCGGGAGCUCGGCGCGGUUCCCGGCGGCCUCGCGGCCUCCAGCCCCGCGUGCAGCGAAGGCGGCCGGGCCGGGCCGGGCGGGGAUCCUGCGCGGAGACGAGGCGGGCGGAGCGGGGCCGGGGCCGGGCGCGGGGCCGGGCAGAGCCCCGAGAACGAGGCAGCAGCCGCGCGGGGCCGAGCGGCGCGCGGGCCGGAGGCCGGGACGCCCGCACCUCCCCGAGGCCCGCGGGCGGUGCGGGGCGCGGGCGCCGGCGCCAUCGGGGCCCGGCGGGGGCGGCGACCCCCGCUCCUUCCGGACCCGGCCGCCCCCGACCGGCGGUGA
Molecule: messenger RNA, 1650 nt
Organism: Dipodomys spectabilis (banner-tailed kangaroo rat)
Lineage: Eukaryota; Metazoa; Chordata; Mammalia; Rodentia; Heteromyidae
Product: basic proline-rich protein-like
Exons: 3
Coding region: 1-1650 (549 amino acids)
Source: RefSeq, a predicted model, not a curated record